This is a messenger RNA of Penicilliopsis zonata CBS 506.65, 1467 nucleotides long. RefSeq lists its product as hypothetical. The transcript has 4 exons. Lineage: Eukaryota; Fungi; Ascomycota; Eurotiomycetes; Eurotiales; Aspergillaceae. The record is from RefSeq and is a predicted model, not a curated record. Bases 1 to 1467 code for a protein of 488 amino acids.
AUGCUAGGACUGACAGUCGAUACCACCAUCGGCUCCCUCUACGGCCUGGUCAACGGGUCAACCCCCUCCGUGGCCCAAUUCCUGGGCAUUCCCUUUGCUCAGCCUCCUCUGGGAGAUCUGCGGUUUGCUCCUCCUCAACCUGCGACAGUCAAUAGAACAGCCGUCUACGAUGCGACGCGACAGUCCCCGAACUGUCCGCAGUACCCGCUGACCGUCACCACCGAUCCGUCAGUGUAUACCAUCGAUUCUCCCUGGUUGCAGCCCUACGGUCCCUGGUCGGAGGACUGUCUCACGCUGGAUGUGUAUGCGCCCUUGAAUGCAAACAGGGAAGACGAUGCCCUGCCGGUCCUUAUCUGGUUGUUCGGUGGUGGGUUUUAUGAAGGAGGGCUCAUUACGAAUGGGUUCGAUGGUGCGCCCUGGGUGGAACGGACUCAGGAACAUAUCGUCGUUGCAGUCAACUACCGGAAUAACAUCUUCGGUUUCCCCAAUGCAGCAGGUUUAGCAGAAACAGGCGAGAACCUGAACUUGGGCCUCCUCGACCAGCGUCUUGCCGUGGAAUGGCUUCGCGAUAAUAUCGCCUCCUUUGGUGGUGAUCCCACCCGUAUGACGCUCUGGGGCCAGUCUUCCGGUGCUGCGAGCGUCGACUACUUCAAUUUCGCGUGGCCAGACGAUCCUAUUGUUCAAGGACUGAUCAUGCAUUCCGGGAGUGUCUUUGCCACAGGUGCCAGCGUGGAUGUCUCACACAGCAAUUUCACCUUCAUGGCCGAUUCUCUGGGCUGCGGUGGCUUGUCUCCUGCUGACGAACUGGCCUGUAUGCGACACAAUGUCACUGCGGAGGCUUUGAUCGAUCUGUAUGAGAAUUAUACUCUGGGAGCAGAUGAUCCGGCCUUGAAGUUCACCACGAUUGUCGAUAACGUCACCAAGUUUGAGAACUUCACCGAGCGUGCUUUGGCAGGGAAUUAUUCUAAACUGCCCGCCAUCCUCGGCACGAAUGCCAACGAAGAGGCUUCGUUGUUACCCUGGGUCGGUCCAGAGGGAUACAAUCAGUCGUAUAUCCAUUAUCACACUCUUGAAACAGACCAAUGUCCUGCAAACUACUACAAUGGCCUCCGGUAUAAUACUUCUUCUCUCACCUUUAGAUGGUACAACAUGGCGUAUUUCCCCAACACGUCCCCCCGUCCAUGGGAAAAAGCAUACCAUGCCUCUGAGCUGCCGCUCCUCUUCGGUACGUAUCCGUGGUACGGUGGCUCGGCAACAGAGCUCCAGCAUCAGGUAUCGCGUCGUUGGCAAGAUCUCUAUCUUGCUUUCCUCAAGGAUCCGGUCAACGCCCUCCCGCAGAUGGGUUGGCCGGCAUAUGAACCUGAGGGACAUGCUCUUGUCUUUGGCCGUAAUGGUUCCGUCUCGGGCUUGAUGCCUAUGGAAGAGUUGUAUGUUGGCUGUGACCAGUUUCCCUUGCCGAGUCAGUAA